Molecule: messenger RNA, 1113 nt
Organism: Lobosporangium transversale
Lineage: Eukaryota; Fungi; Mortierellomycota; Mortierellomycetes; Mortierellales; Mortierellaceae
Product: major facilitator superfamily domain-containing protein
Exons: 4
Coding region: 1-1113 (370 amino acids)
Biological process (GO): transmembrane transport
Cellular component (GO): fungal-type vacuole membrane
Molecular function (GO): transmembrane transporter activity
Source: RefSeq, a predicted model, not a curated record
AUGGUGGGAUAUGCACGCAGUUGCUGGGGAUUCAACUUUUCCUGGGGUGUCUAUCAACAGUACUAUGUCGAGCAUAACAUUUUUAAUGGGGCUACAUUAUCUCAGAUCUCUUGGUCUGGAGGAAUUGGAAGUGCCAGUGUCUUUCUGACUACUCCAUUUCAGGGAUAUAUGGUUGCUCAGUUUGGACUAAAGAAAAUCAUUGUUGCAGGCAUUCUCAUCAGCGGUAGUGGCAUGAUCCUGGCAAGCUUCGCAACCUCACUUUGGCAGCUCUAUCUGACUCAGGGAUUUAUGUAUGGAUUGGGCGCAGGAAUGGCCUUGUUCACUUCCGUCGCGAUCCCAGUGCAGUGGUUUGAAAAGAGGAGAGGCCUUGCAUCCGGCAUUACUGUUGCAGGAUCAGGCGUGGGAGGAGCAACAUUAGCGCCAUUGAAUCGAUACUUGAUCAGUCGACUAGGACAUCAAUGGGCAUUACGGAUCGUGGGCAUCGCGGCCAUCACCAUUGUCUGCUCUGUCCUGCCUUGUAUUCGUACAAGGGUCCCACCAAAGAAACGAGGUGGCCCUUUGUUUGACGGUAUGUUUGUAACAUUCGGCUAUCUGACUCCUAUUUUCCUAAUGCCGGAAUUCGUUACCGACAUCGGCCUGGAUCCGACUGUAGGAGCCAAUUUAGUGGGAGCAUUUGCGGGCGUGAAUGCAUUCUCUAGAGUUGCUACAGGAUUUGUAGCAGAUGUUUUUGGUCCUCUGAAUAUCUUGAUCCUCACUUCAGCUCUUAGUGGCCUUGCUUGCUACAUGUUCUGGAUGACUGCCAAGAACUUAACCAUGGUCACCGUCUUCAUGAUCUUUUAUGGAAUAAAUGCUGGAGGAUUUAACAGUCUCUUUCCUGUUGUCGCAGCCAAUGUCAUUGGUGUGGAGGCCUUGGCAGCAUCCGUCGGUUUGCUCUAUUCAGGCAACUUUUUUGGUAACUUGUUUGGAACCCCAUUAGCCUCAGCGCUGAUUGCAGCAUCAAACGGAUCCUACAUAUGGGCUCAGGCAUUCGCAGGUUUGAUAACCUUCCUCGGCGCAUGCCUGCCGCUAUUUAUUCGUUUCAAAGAAGAAAAGCGGAUAUUCGUUCGGAUGUGA